AUGGCCGACUACUACCACGGCGGCAGGGUCAUGUACUCCAACACCGACGACGAGUGCUACGACGCCGGCAGGCACGGCGGCAGCAUGAGGGCCUACUCGCGCACCGACGAGUACUACGACAACGUGCAGGACGACCGCAUCAGGAGGCCCGCCGCGUACGCCAACGACGACUGCGGCUACGGCGGCAGGCAGACCGCCGUGUACAACGACGAGUACUCCCGCGGCGGCUAUGGCGGCUACGGCGGCGAGCAGGAGCACUUCAAGAGGGAGGAGAAGGAGCACAAGCACAAGGAGCGCCUCGGCGCGAGGUGGGCGCCCUCGCCGGCGGCGCCUUUGCCCUGGUAA
This is a messenger RNA of Miscanthus lutarioriparius, 345 nucleotides long. The record is from the annotation of a GenBank genome assembly. Lineage: Eukaryota; Viridiplantae; Streptophyta; Magnoliopsida; Poales; Poaceae.